Molecule: messenger RNA, 948 nt
Organism: Emys orbicularis (European pond turtle)
Lineage: Eukaryota; Metazoa; Chordata; Testudines; Emydidae
Gene: PDCD1
Product: programmed cell death 1
Exons: 6
Coding region: 1-948 (315 amino acids)
Biological process (GO): negative regulation of immune response; positive regulation of T cell apoptotic process
Cellular component (GO): external side of plasma membrane; membrane
Source: RefSeq, a predicted model, not a curated record
AUGGCCGGGCGCAGCUGUCGAGCUGUGUCGGAGGAGGAGGAGGGGAAAAACGGGGGCGGGUGGCAGGGAGGGUUUCCCUCUCAAGCCGAGAUGGGGGAGGAAGCCGACCCCCAGAGAGCUCCCGGCCCCUCGAAGGCGACGCCAGGGACGAUGCUCGUUAUCGUGGUCGGCAUCUGUGCGGUGCUGCUGACCUGCAGGCCGGUGCUGUUGCUCUCCCAGCUUGUGACGUUUUCCCCGGAGAAGCUAUCCAGGUCUGUGGGCGACACAGCCAGCUUCUUCUGCAAUAUCUCCAAGGCGAACUUCCCUCAGUUUGAUUAUAGUUUAAACUGGUACAAAAAGAUCAAUGCCACUUGCACCCAAAAAAUUGCCGAGUUUAAUGGGAAUGAACAUAAAAUCCAGAAGAAGAAAUUCACCCUCAUCAACCAUACCUCUACUGUUGAGAUAAAGAUACUGGACCUAACCAAGAAUGACAGUGGCGAGUACUUCUGCGGGCUGAUCGCUUUCUCCUCGCCCAGUAAAGUGGUGGAAAGCAACCUGUCCCAGCUCACAGUUACAAACGAACAAACAGACGGAUGGACCACCACCGUUCCCAACGUGACUGUUGACGACCUGGUGGGCGACUUUAAAGUGCCAGUCAUCAUUGGCCUGAUCAUCGCCGGGGCCGUGCUGCUGGGGCUCAUCACCUACAUACUCUUCAUCACCACGCGCCGGACGGGAGGGCAGCAGAAACCACAACGUGAAAACGCACUCUUGCAAAAAGAACAGGUGACGACGUACACGGUGGAUUAUGGCGUGUUGGAAUUCCAGCAGGAUGAGCACACAGAGGCUUUGGUGGAGAGUUACCCACCUGACAACACAGAAUAUGCCGUCAUCGUGUUCCCUGAAGAGAAGCCUGUCACCCCAGAAAGGGGGAAGAAAACGAAACACCAGAGGACCUGUCAAAUCUGA